This is a messenger RNA of Exophiala bonariae, 1434 nucleotides long. RefSeq lists its product as uncharacterized. Bases 1 to 1434 code for a protein of 477 amino acids. The record is from RefSeq and is a predicted model, not a curated record. The transcript has a single exon. Gene Ontology annotation, biological process: protein phosphorylation; intracellular signal transduction. Gene Ontology annotation, molecular function: ATP binding; protein serine/threonine kinase activity. NCBI's taxonomy places the organism in Eukaryota, Fungi, Ascomycota, Eurotiomycetes, Chaetothyriales, Herpotrichiellaceae. Gene Ontology annotation, cellular component: cytoplasm.
AUGUCAGUCAUGACCAGCACGCCUCCCUCACCAGCGCGGUCCUCUAGCGGAUUCAGCCUCUUGUCCAAGAUCAAAUCUCACAAAGAGUCAAAGUAUCUCGCCCCUCCCAGACCAAAUUCGGUCCACCGAACGGGUAGUUGGGGCAGUAUCUACAACCAGCCUGAAAGAUCCUCACUUUUCUCCCUUCCCGCAGAGGAGGGGUCAGGGUUGAAAUCCCGCCGUUUGAGCGCGAGUCCUCUGGACGAUUUCGUUGUCGAUGUCUGUCCCUUGGAGUCCGAGUUCGCCCCACUAUCCAAAUUCGGGCGAAAGAAAGAAAUCGGAAAGGGUGCAAGCGCCACAGUGAAGAUCAUGCUUCGUAAAGGAGACAAGAAGAGUGAUAACCCACCUUACUACGCUGUCAAGGAGUUUCGCAAGAAAUCCACAAGAGAGACCGAGGAAGAAUACGUCCGCAAAGUCAAAUCCGAAUAUACCAUUGCCAAGUCUCUCGACCAUCCGAACGUGGUGCGAACGGUCCGACUUUGCACCAACAACGGCCGUUGGAACCAUGUCAUGGAGUAUUGCCAGCAAGGCGAAUUAUUCAGCCUCGUGGAACGGAAGUACUUCAAGCCGGAGGAUCGCAAUUGUAUCUUCAAGCAAGUCCUACGUGGAGUCAGCUACCUCCACGACCAUGGAAUCGCCCAUCGCGACAUCAAACUCGAAAACCUCCUGAUGACCGACGACGGACACAUCAAGAUCACCGAUUUCGGCGUGUCAGAAGUGUUUUGUGGUGACCACCCAGGAGUCGCCAUCUCACGAGGUCUGUGUGGUCAAGGGAUGAGGACUCCAAGAAGAUCAGCACCCGGUAUCUGUGGCUCGAAACCGUAUAUCUCGCCCGAGGUAUUGGCGCAUGACCGGGACUACGACCCCACGAAACUGGACGUCUGGGCGUGCGGCAUCCUCUACAUGACCAUGUGUCUGUGCGGUAAUCCAUGGCAGAGCACGAGUAAGAACGAAGUCAACUAUGCCGUGUUUCUCGAAGGAUGGAAAGCAUUUCUCGACCGCUUCGAGAAAGGCGGGGACGGCUGUCCCUCCACAACUGCGACCCCAUCCACUAUCAUCGACGAAAACACCUACCCACAAUGCGGCCCGAUCUUCAAUGCCCUUGCCUCCCACUCCCAACGCAGGUGUGUUCUGAAGAUGCUCCAUCCAGAUCCAGACAAGCGCUGCAGCAUCCAUGACGCCUUGAACGACCGCUGGAUCAAGGGCAUCGAUUGCUGUGCACCGGAUGCGCGUGGUGCGAACCUGACCAAUGGACUCGACGUCUCGAAACUCGACUCCCAUAAGGUCGCGGCCAAGAUGAAGGUCCAGGCCAAACAUGAUCAUCUCCCACCGCCAGUCAAACGCCUGCCGCAGCAUCGCUUUGAUAUGGGUGAUGGGACGUCGAGAUAUGAUUGA